Molecule: messenger RNA, 258 nt
Organism: Aureobasidium vineae
Lineage: Eukaryota; Fungi; Ascomycota; Dothideomycetes; Dothideales; Saccotheciaceae
Source: the annotation of a GenBank genome assembly
AUGCCUCUCGUGAUUCCCGGAAUGCAGUCCAGCGGCGGCGACGACAAGACCUCCAAGUGGAUGGAACAGCUCAUGGGCAAGAAGCUUGGCGACAGUAACGAUAACAUGGUAUGUGUCGGCCUUGUAUUCAUGAUGAUCUGGAGGGUAGUUGUUGACAUGAGUGGUACAGNNACUUUCGCAAAGAAGGACCUUCCCCAGCAACACCGCGUCGUCAAGGGCGACUCGAUGAUGACCAUGGACCACAACCCCGAUCGGUAA